Molecule: messenger RNA, 1912 nt
Organism: Camponotus floridanus (Florida carpenter ant)
Lineage: Eukaryota; Metazoa; Arthropoda; Insecta; Hymenoptera; Formicidae
Gene: pygo
Product: protein pygopus
Exons: 5
Coding region: 410-1912 (500 amino acids)
Source: RefSeq, a predicted model, not a curated record
UAAUGCGACAAUGGCGACCUGAGAAGAAUCGUGGCGUGCGUUAUCUCGCUUCCAUUACUUCAACAGUGCGACUCAGCAGUGCGUGAAAGUGCGAAAGUGCGGUUAUCGUGAUCGUGUACGCGCUAGCGUGAAUGCGUAGCCCGUUAACGUCACCGAGGAGCGCGUUUUUCGCGAGGCGCGAAUCGAAAUCACGAAUCUCCGCAUACCUCUCGUCCCACCGAGGUCAGCAAGACGGCAAUCGACACAGCCGCGAUUCAUGGUGCUGGUGUGUCUCGUCGAAAAAACGACCGAGCUAUGGGCACGUUCGCGUCGUCGCCUAACCUAUAAUGCGCUGUGGAUCAGCAAUAAUUACUUGCCACGCAAAUUUAGUGGUACUGGCAUGAUAAAAUAAGGGAAGUGAACGAAGGAAAUGAGCCACAAUAUCGCGGGCAUGCCACCCUUCACAAGGAUGCCAUUGGCGGGUAUGGGAAUGGGUGUAAAUAUGGGCCCAAAUGCCCCACAUCCUGACUCUUCUGCCCAUCCUCAUCCACCACCGCCACCACCAGCUGGUACUAAUCCUAAGAAAAAAAGACGUACAAAUUCAAAUGUUGCUCAACCACCUCCACAGCAACCUCCAUCUGUACAGGAUCUACUACCCCCACCUUUAUCGGGUUAUGGUGAUACAAUAGUAGCGAGUAAUCCUUUUGACGAUACACCACCACAGACUGCGCAAAGUCCAAUGAUGCAUGGAGGUCCUCCACAUAUGCAUCCUCAUCAUCCUCAUCACAUGGGUGGACCUCCUAUGCGAGGCAUUAGUCCUUUAACUUCUAUGAGUGGCAUGAGUCCUAUGAUGCCACAUAAUAUGGGCAAUAUGAGCCCUAUGGGUAAUUCACCCAUGACAAAUCACAUGAAUCAUAUGGGAGCUAUGUCUCCUAUGAAUCAUGCUCCUCUUGGUGGCAUGAGUCCUAUGAAUAACAUGGGGCCAAAUAUGCCACCUGGUCCAAUAAACACUAUGAAUAACCAUAUGAAUAUGAGUCAUAUGGGAAAUUCACAACUAAGCGGUCCACCUAUGGGUAGUCCAAUGAAUAAUAUGAAUAGUGGGCCUAUGGGUAGUCCGAUGAACAACAUGGGUCACAAUAUGGGCAGUCCUAUGGGUGGGCCUCUAGGUUCUCCGAUGAACACUAUGGGAGGAUCCAACCAUAUGCCUAAUGGACCAAUGAAUAUGAAUAACAUGAAUAGUCAUAUACCGCCCAACAGUCCAUUAAAUGGACCAUCGCUAAACAAUGUGAAUAGUCCAUUAGGACACAAUGGAUCUCAACCUCACCCAAAUCAUAUGGGAAAUAAUCUUAACAAUUUAGGAAGACCUAUGAAUGGACCUAUGACUACUAUGAGUUCGAUGACAUCAAACAAUAUGAAUAUGACUGUGCCGAAUCAGAUGAACAAUAUGAAUAUGGGUGGUCCAGGAAUGAAUAUGCCUAAUAUGAAUAUUAGUCAUCAUAAUCAAAUGGGAGGUCAUAUGACAGGACCAAUGGGUACAAUGCCCAAUAAUAUUGGCGGUGGACCACCUAUGGGACAUCCCAUUAAUUCUAUGGGAGGCUCUAUACCACCACAUGGAUUUCAAGGUCCAGGAAUGGGUCCAAAGUCAAUGCCAAUGUCUACGGUCAAAGUAUAUCCUCCAGAGCAGUCAAUGGUAUUCAAUCCACAAAAUCCUAAUGCGCCACCAAUUUACCCUUGUGGAGUUUGUCACAAGGAAGUACAUGAUAAUGAUCAGGCAAUUCUGUGUGAAUCGGGUUGUAAUUUUUGGUUUCAUAGGGGUUGCACAGGAUUGUCAGAACAUGCUUUUCAAUUAUUAACAGCAGAGGUUUAUGCAGAAUGGGUGUGUGAUAAGUGUUUGAAUUCGAAAAACAUACCCCUAGUUAAGUUUAAACCAUAA